AUGGCGCUCCUCUUUCGACUUGUAUUGGAUUUAUUGAUGGCACUGUGCGUGAAAUCUGCCGCCCUGGAAAAGGUGUUCAAAAAGCCGCACAUGAUGCCUACGUUCUAG
Molecule: messenger RNA, 108 nt
Organism: Aphanomyces invadans
Lineage: Eukaryota; Oomycota; Saprolegniomycetes; Saprolegniales; Verrucalvaceae
Exons: 2
Coding region: 1-108 (35 amino acids)
Source: RefSeq, a predicted model, not a curated record